AUGCUUCGCCUCAUCCGCUCGCCGACCUUCCAGCGUCAACUAGCAGCUCGCGGCAUCGCCUCCUCCCGCCCGCUGCUGAUUGGCCUCCAGACAACCAGGCCACCGCUCACGAGCCUCAACAAUGCCGCCGCCAGUGCGAAUCUGGACCUAAAUGGGACGCUGGAGGAAAUGGCGGCUAGACACUUCUCCGAAGCCUCGGCUUUUCCCGAGCUCUCGCCCACGGAGGACACGCUGCUGGGUCAGGCAGUGCCUCUAAUUCCGAUGAAAAUGCCUGUAGUGGAUGCUCACGCUCUGGCUGAGGAGGAGCUCACGGCCGAGAUCCAGCAGCACUUCUGCGAGUCCUCGGACUUCCCGGAAUACACGCCCGCCGAGGAGGAGGCCAUGUUGCACAAGGUGGUGGAUAUGGCCCCCGAUUAA
Phytophthora infestans T30-4 is the source of this 417-nucleotide messenger RNA. RefSeq lists its product as uncharacterized. The record is from RefSeq and is a predicted model, not a curated record. The transcript has 2 exons. NCBI's taxonomy places the organism in Eukaryota, Oomycota, Peronosporomycetes, Peronosporales, Peronosporaceae. The coding region runs from base 1 to 417 and encodes 138 amino acids.